Molecule: messenger RNA, 1119 nt
Organism: Rotaria sordida
Lineage: Eukaryota; Metazoa; Rotifera; Eurotatoria; Philodinida; Philodinidae
Source: the annotation of a GenBank genome assembly
AUGUGUAGACAAUGGUGCAAACUUAGCUUCCGUGGAAAAAUAUUAUCAGUUGUUACAAACGAAAUAACAUGGGGUAUAUUUAUUAUUCUUGCUUGUGCCAUUGCUCUGAUCAUUGUGUGGGUAGUAAACAAACCAAUUGAAUGGCAAAAAUACAAAGAUCCUGUUCAUGAACAAAAGCUUAUGAGUAUUAUUGGUGGUAUAUUUGCUAUUGUCGCCACAUUAAUGAGUCUGGCUCAAAUUGUUCAACAUCUUGUUCACAAAUCUCAUAAAGCUUCGCAAAAGCGAAUCAUACGUAUAUUGUGUCUAGUGCCUGUAUACGCUUUAACCUCUUGGCUAUCUCUACUCUUUUUCAAAGCAGCUAUUUAUAUGGAAUUUAUUCAACAAUGUUAUGAAGCUUAUGCUAUGUAUUGUUUCCUCCUUUUGCUAACAAAAUACCUCGGUGGUCAUCGAGGUGUAAAAGAAACGAUUGUACACAAAGAAACCAUUCAUCUGGUAUUCCCAUUUGGAUGUUGUUGUCAACCAAAAGCAAAUCCAAAAUGGGUAUGGUAUUUUAAGAUAGGACUUCUACAAUAUUCAUGGAUUACACCAAUAUGUUCUGGUAUAGCCGUUAUUUUAAACUUGACGAAUAUCUAUAGUAAUGGUCUAUGGAAAUUUAAUCAAGGUUAUCCAUAUAUUACAAUUAUUAUUACUAUUAGUCAAAUAUUAGCUCUUUACUUUUUAAUAACAUUCUAUAGUAAUAUGAAAGAUGAUUUAAAACCAUUUCAACCACUUGCAAAAUUUAUUACAAUAAAACUUCUUGUUUUCUUUAUAUUUUGGCAAUCAGUAAUAAUGAGUAGUCUUGCAGCUGCUGGAGUACUUCGAAAUACUCUAUGUGAUCCACAAGUCAAUGCCUAUUGUCAUGGUUCAACAAUAGGAUUUACGGUUGAACAAGAAAAAAUUUUAUUAGGAAAUAUAUUGAUCUGUGUUGAAAUGUUCUUUUUUUCAAUCGCUCACCAUUGGAUCUUCAGUUGGAAACCUUAUGCAAAUGAAGCGUUCACUAAUAUUAUCGAAUCUCGAUCUCUUCAAGCAAUUAAUAAUCACAAUAAUAUUGAUAGACAAUUUGCUACAACAUGUUUUUAA